UGCCCCAUCGUUGGUGUCAGUGGGGGGGGGAAUAGUGCCCCAUCGUUGGUGUCAGUGGGGGGGAAUAGUGCCCCAUCGUUGGUGUCAGUGGGGGAAGGGGAUAGUGUCCCAACAUUGGUGUCAGUGGGGGAAGGAAUAGUGCCCCAUUGUUGGUGUCAGUGGGGGGGAGGAAUA
Staurois parvus is the source of this 174-nucleotide messenger RNA. NCBI's taxonomy places the organism in Eukaryota, Metazoa, Chordata, Amphibia, Anura, Ranidae. The record is from the annotation of a GenBank genome assembly.